Messenger RNA from Cynara cardunculus var. scolymus (artichoke), 603 nucleotides. Its product is annotated as defensin-like protein 19. The transcript has 2 exons. The record is from RefSeq and is a predicted model, not a curated record. The coding region runs from base 37 to 390 and encodes 117 amino acids. Gene Ontology annotation, biological process: defense response. Lineage: Eukaryota; Viridiplantae; Streptophyta; Magnoliopsida; Asterales; Asteraceae.
UUUCUUCUCAUAACCUUCUUGUUCUACUCUUCAAAUAUGGCGAAACAAUGGGUCUCCUUUUUCGCAUUAGCUUUCAUCGUUUUUGUUCUUGCUAUCUCAGAAACACAAACGGUGAAAGGGGAACUAUGCGAGAAAGCUAGCAAGACAUGGUCAGGCAACUGUGGCAACACGAAACAUUGUGACGACCAAUGCAAGUCUUGGGAGGGUGCAGCCCAUGGAGCGUGUCAUGUGCGCAACGGCAAACACAUGUGCUUUUGCUACUUCAAUUCAUGUGCAGAGGCCGAUAAACUUUCCGAAGAUCAAAUUGAAGCUGGGAAGCUCGCCUUCGAAAAAGCUGAAAAGCUCGACAGAGAUGUCAAGAAAGCGGUACCAAACGUCGAUCACCCAUGAAAGGAUCACUUUCCAAAAAUAGAAAGUUGUAAUUAUGAUAUGAAUAAAAAUAGGAAGUGUUUGUUAAUUGUCACAUUGUGAGCUUCUGUAACGAAGCAUGACGUGGUCAAUCGAGCAUUUUCUUGGUAGUGAUAAGUGUAAUAAUGUAUUCCCUUAUGCUCCUCAUGCAUGAGGGCUUUCAAUCACGUAAUAAGUUGAAGGUCUUUUUGGUAA